Messenger RNA from Dictyostelium purpureum, 3282 nucleotides. RefSeq lists its product as uncharacterized. Gene Ontology annotation, biological process: malate transport. The record is from RefSeq and is a predicted model, not a curated record. The annotation marks the transcript as partial. The transcript has a single exon. Lineage: Eukaryota; Evosea; Eumycetozoa; Dictyosteliales; Dictyosteliaceae.
AUGAAUAACGAAAAACAUAAUUAUAGUUUAGGGGUUCAUAUUUAUAAAGAAAAGAAUAAAAGAAGGAGAAGGUUUUUUGGGUUAAAACAAAAAGUAGCAUUAAAGGAAGCAAUAGGAUGUAUGUUAAUGUCAGGAUUUGUAUUGUUUGUAAAGAUUGGGUCAAUAAAUGUCAAUUUAUUAAUUUUGGUACCGGUGGUUUAUGUUAUGAUGGCAUUCAAUAUAUCUUCUUUGGCAGCAUUAUUGAGUGGUAGUGUGGUAGUGUGGGGUUUGGGCAUAGCAGCAUUAUAUACAUUUAUUCUUCAAAAGAUCGUUGAUGCAUCAUAUCUUUGGGUCAGUUAUAUUUUUAAUUUCUUUUUUACAUUUAUUUUGUACUCUUUAAUACCGGGUAGAAGAUGGAUCAACUUAUUUGCCGCCAAAAUGAUGCUUAUCAAUCUUAUUUGCUGUGUUUAUUUUAAUCAAGGUUUGAGUCCAUAUGAAAUGAUUUGGCAAUUUUUAGUAUUAUUCUGCUUAGUAUUUUGUGUAUUAAUUUUCUGUGGUAUGUUUUUAUUCCCAUGGUUGGCAUCAAGAUUGUUCCUAAAGAAAGUAAUCAAAACAUUCGAUAGAACCAAAAACUUUUUUAGAGCUGUUGGGUAUCAAAUGGAGGCUAAAUUGGAUAUGGAAAUGUCAAUAGGUAAAAUUUCACCAACAACUCCACAAAAGAAAAGACCCAAGUCAUUUAUGCACCCAAUUUAUUCACCUGAAUAUAUGUCUGGUGCCGAUGGCGGUAAAGUCGAUGAUCACAUUAGUUUAGAAAAUCAAAAUGGUAAUGAUGAUAUUAAUUUAGAAAGCAUUGCCACUGGUAACGAAAAUGUAAUUGUUGAACAAGAAGGUGCAAAUGGUUAUGUCAAUAACAAAAAUAACAGCAACAGCAAUAAUAAUAUUAAUAAUAAUAACGAUAAUAAUAUUAAUAGUAAUAAUAAUAUACCACAUUCUCAUAACACUAGCCAUAAUAAACAAACCCCAAUUGUAACAUCAGCUAUCAAAAUUCCAUCUAAAGAAGAUUUAUUAAAAAUGGAGGGUAAAUUAAAUGAUCAAAUUUUUAGAUUAUCAAUCAUUUUAGCAGAGUCCAGAAUGGAGCGUUGGAAUGCUCCAUUAAUAGCACAGUACGAACAAUUAUUAGCAUUGUUGGAGAUGUCACAAAAGCAAUUAAUUACUAUUAAACAGUCAAUAGAUGAGGGUUUCGAAAUCAAAACUCGUCAAGAAAUGAUUUUACCAAUGAUUCCAUUUAUUGACUCAAUUAUAGAAGAGGUUCAUUUACAAAAUUGUUUAUUUAUAGAUAUUUUAAAAAGUCCCGAGAAAUAUGACUAUGAAAAAGCAGGUGAGGUAACUAGUAAAACCAUCAUAGGUAAAGAUGUAGAUAUCAACUCAAUUCAUUAUAAAAGAAAAGUUUUAGAGAUGUCAUUCGAAGAAACUCAAGAAUUAAUCAAUAGCUCAAAAAUAUUUUACAAAAGUUGUGUUAAAGAAUACCAAAGAGGUGACAAUCUCAUGUUCCACGAAUCAGAGAUUUCCAAAGUUCAUUUCUUUUUAAUUGGAAUUUUUUCAUUUGCUUCUAGUCAAAAAAGAAUCUCUGAUAUUGUAUUAAAAGUAAAGAAAUUACAACGUUACGAGCCAAUAAUUGUAGAGCUACUUAGAUAUGGUGUUUGGUUUAUCAUCACAAGUUUUCCAUUACAUAUUUAUAAAAGAGUGAUCAAGGUAAAGAAUAUUAUUCAAAAGGAAAAAGAAGAGAGACAAAAGUGGAAGCAAAACAAGGCCUCUUGUUUUGUUGAUGAAAGUAUGGUACCCUACUCUGCAUGGAAAAGGUUCUGGAAAUUCACAUUGAAUUGGUUCUGGGCUACAUUUUUUGCAAAUAAAAGAUGGGUGUUUCCAUUACAGGUUGCUAUCGGCUUUACAUCUACUAUCAUUAUAUUCCACUAUUUCGAUGGAAAAAGAUAUCACGAGUUAGAGGUACAUGGUAUGUGGACCUGUAUCACUACAGUUAUUGUUUUUUCGCCAUCACUAGGUGCCACUUCAACAAGAUCUAUUCAUCGUAUGAUUGGAACAAUCGGUGGUGGUUUCUUGGGUUUCCUUGUUUCAUGGCUCACCAGUGUUGUUCACAACGAGGGUCGUGAGGUUUUGCUUUUUAUUUUCACUUUCUUUUGGAUCUUUGCCAUUUCUCAUAUUCAACAAGACCCAAGAUACUCCUAUGCUGGCUCAGUCUCUGGUUUGACUUUUAUUAUGGUUUCUUAUGGUCAAUAUCUUUCACAUGACUAUACUGUUAUGUACGCUGUAAUGAGAUGUCUAUUCAUUACAAUGGGCAUUGUUUGGGUGUUGGUUCUUUCUUUGGUAAUUUUCCCAUUUUUUACAUAUAAAUCAAACAUCGAAAGAGCUUUUAAGAAUGCAAGUAAUAUUACAAAUACCUUUAUUAAAAUUUUAGAAAACAGUAGUUUCAGAUUAUCACAGCACCAAGAAAAUGAUAACAAUUCAGUGGAUAUGGAGGGAUUGGUUAUACAUGACUCACCAAAGUCAUCAAAUGAGGUUGCUUUAGAAGAUAAAUCACCAAUUUUGAAUUCCUCACAACCACAACCAGUCUCACCACCUCCAGAACCACAACCCAAUAAUAAUAAUGCUGAUGUCUCAUUACAAAAACCAAUUCACAACAAUACUCUUACUAGUAGCAACAGCAAUAAUAUUAAAAAUAGUUCAAACGUUGCAAUCGAACCACCAAAAGUAACACCAGAGCAAUACAAGGCAGAGAUGGUAGCAACUUUAAGAGGUAUCCGUGUUACCAAUGGUCAGUUUUUUGCGGCUCUUGUAGAUGUCAAAUCAGAACUAUUCUUUAAACCUCAUCGUUUCAAGUAUUUCUUUAAAAUGUAUGGACACUUAAGUAACUCAAAUACUAGAUUAGUAAUGGCAGAAACAAUUUUAAGUAAAAAAUUAAGUGACACAGUUUUGGAUGAAAUGGUUAACGCUUACACCUCAAUAAAUCAAAUUAUUACAGACUUGAAAAAAGUAGAUGAUAAUUAUAAUGCCAUUCUAGCAGAUAAACCACUCCCACAUGAUAUCGAAGCAAAUGACUUAAACGAUAGAAUUCAAAACCUUAUAGAUGUUGUCCAUCAAAUUAGAUUAAACCUAUUAGAAAGAAAAAUAGUAUAUGAAUUGUAUCCAGAUAUGAUUCAAUUUGGUGCAUCUAUAUUUAUCAUUCAUGACUUUGUUCGUUACCAAAUCACUGUAUAUAAUCACUUACUCAAAUUAAAAUCAAAUAAA